Molecule: messenger RNA, 954 nt
Organism: Diaporthe citri
Lineage: Eukaryota; Fungi; Ascomycota; Sordariomycetes; Diaporthales; Diaporthaceae
Exons: 2
Coding region: 1-954 (317 amino acids)
Cellular component (GO): membrane
Molecular function (GO): transferase activity, transferring alkyl or aryl (other than methyl) groups
Source: RefSeq, a predicted model, not a curated record
AUGGCGCGCAAAGACCAAAACCGCGAUGUCAUCCGGGGCGUGUGGGAACUAGCCCGGCUUCACACCCGCGAGGCGUGGCUGUGCUGGUAUCCCGCCGUCUGGGCCAGCUGCGUGGCCUGCGGGUCCGGGGGCGUCUCGCUCGACAUCAGCUCCCUGGGGAGGAUCCUCUUCGGAAUAUGGGCGAGUGUCACCUCCACACACUGCGCUUUCUGUACCUUCAACGAUAUCUGCGACCGGAACCUUGACGCCCACGUCGACCGCUGCAAGACCAGACCACUCCCCGCGGGCCUCAUCUCCGUCCAGGAGGCCAUGGUGGCGUUCGCAGCGUGGGUGCCAAUCACGGUCUCCACCACGCGGGCCACCCUCGGAGACGCCGCCGCCAUCAGCUUCAUCCCCGUGUGGCUGCUGAGCGCCGUGUACCCCUUCAUGAAGCGCCUGAUCCCGUUCCCCCAGGUGGUGCUCGGCGCCAUCAUCGGCGCGGCCGUCUUCCCCGGCUGGGCCGCCGUCACGGAACGCGUCGACGACCUGGCCGGGCCCCUCCCGCUGUUCUGGGCCACGUUCUUCUGGGUCAUUUACUUUGACAUAUUCUACGCGACGCAGGAUGCGUCAGAUGAUGCCAAGAUUGGCGUCAAGUCCCUGGCCGUCCUUCUCGGCAAGCAUGUCCACCUGCUCCUCGGCGCGCUUGGGGUGUUGCAGGUCUCCUGCUUUGCCCUGGCUGGCUUCAGGGCGGGGCUGUCAGUAAUAUUCUGGGUCCUGGGCCUCGGGGUCUGGACUGUCAACAUUCCACGGCAUGUCAGAUCACUCGAUCUAGACGACCGAGAAUCUGGUGGCCGCAUAUUCAGGGCGAAUAUCAAACUGGGGCUGUACUUGACCGUGGUCAUGCUGGCUGAGCUAGCAUUCAGGCACGCAUAUCUGCAACAGCUGGUUGCAUCACUCAAGGGAAGGAUCAUGUAG